CGCCGGCCGGAAAUCGAAAAACAUUGUGCACUUUCUUUUGAGUCCUUUUCUUUUGGAGUAACUCUUUCAUUCUAGUUGAUCAUGUCAAUGGCUAGGUAUUAGUGUACUGCUUUGAAAAACAGCUGGAGCCAACAUGUUUGCUGUCUCUAACAUACAAAUAAGUAUUGGCAUCACUCCUUAUUCCUCUUGCUAGAAACACAUGAAUGAACUUAAUGGCCUUUCUUCAGAAUAUGCUUAUCUUGCAGUUCUCAGUAUUUUCAGUAAUGUUGCAAUUGCUAAUACCAGCAGCAGGUCAAGCUUUGCCAGGGUGCCCUGACCGCUGUGGCGAUUUGUUAAUUCCCUACCCUUUUGGCAUAGCUGAAGGUUGUCACUUGGAAGACGAGUUCUUCAUCAACUGUACUGAAGUGAAAGGAAUACCCCUAACACCAUAUCUGGCAGGAACUGGUAUCCCAGUUUCCAACUUUUCUCUUGAUCAAGGUGAGUUACAAAUAAUGCAGUUUGUAGCUAGAGACUGUUAUGACAUCAAUGGUUCUUUGGAUAAGAAUCUCAGCAGGGUACGAGUAUUGAGCCUCAAUCCUCCUUUUACAAUAUCUGGCACCAAAAACAAGUUCUUUGCUGUUGGUUGUGACACUUAUGCAAUCUUCGAAGGCUAUCGAGGACAAGAAAGGUAUAUAACUGGCUGCAUGUCCUUCUGUGAGAGCCUUGGCAGUGUUAAUGAGUCUUGUUCUGGUGUAGGGUGUUGCCAAACUUCAAUCCCAUCUGGACUACAAAAUCGCACGGUGAAGAUGGCUAGUUACACCAGUCAUGCCUUCAUAUGGGACUUCAACCCCUGCAGCUACUCUUUCAUUGUGGAAGACGGCCAGUUUGAAUUCUCUAGUAAAAGUUUUCGAGAACUAGACAACACAAUCCGGCUUCCGAUGGUUUUGAAUUGGCAAAUAGGGGAUGAGACAUGUGAUAAAGCUCAAAAGAAGCAAGGUUAUGCUUGUAAGGGAAACAGCACAUGUGUCAACCCCAUCAAUCAGUCUGGUUACUUCUGUCAAUGCUUGCCAGGUUAUGAAGGGAAUCCAUACCUACCUGAAGGUUGCCAUGAUAUUGAUGAGUGCAAGAAUAACAACAUCUGUAAUGAAGGGGCGUGUGUAAACUCCCCAGGAACUUAUGCUUGUGUAUGUCCAAAAGGGUUCAAAGGGGAUGGAAAAAAAGCUGGAACGGGUUGCAGCAAAGACAACCCCACCAAUCCUUCUCACACUUCUCGCCUUCUCAUUAUUUCGCUGAGUAUGAGUGUGGCCUUCUUGUUCUUAACGGUUGGAACUUCAUGGACAUAUUUAGGAGUGAAGAACAGGAAGUUCAUCCAACUGAAAGAGAAGUAUUUCAGAGAGAAUGGUGGCUUACUGCUGCAGCAGAAACUGGCUAAUCACGAAGGAACUGUGCAGACAACAAAAAUCUUUACUGCAGAAGAACUUGAGAAGGCUACAGACAACUACCACGAAGAUAGAAUCGUUGGCGAAGGAGGCUUUGGAACUGUUUACAAAGGGAUAUUACCAAAUGGCAAAUUGGUUGCUAUAAAGAAGUCAAAAAUUGGAGCCCCAACACAGAGUGAACAGUUUGUUAAUGAGGUGAUUGUUCUUUCUCAAAUUAACCAUAGAAAUGUGGUGAGGCUAUUAGGUUGUUGUUUCGAAACACCAGUGCCUCUACUGGUGUACGAGUUCAUCACCAAUGGCACUCUUUUUGAGCACAUACAUGGUGGAGAGGGCAAAAAAUCAUCUCUUCCGUGGGAAUUACGAUUGAAGAUAGCAGCCGAAAUCGCAGGAGCACUAGCAUACUUGCAUUCCUCCAUUUCCAUGCCAAUCAUACACCGAGAUGUGAAAGCAACAAAUGUACUUAUAGAUGAUACUUACACAGCAAAAGUGUCGGAUUUUGGAGCUUCACGGCUGGUUCCUCUAGAUCGAACUCAGAUAACAACUUUGGUACAAGGCACACUUGGAUACUUAGACCCCGAAUACUUCCAUUCCAACCAACUAACAGAAAAAAGUGAUGUCUAUAGCUUCGGAGUUGUCCUAGUGGAGCUACUCACAAGCAAAUUAGCACUUUCUUUCACAAGGCCUGAGGCGGAGAGAAAUCUAGCAAGCUUCUUCGUUUCUUCAGUGGAAGAUGGUCGCUUGAAUCGAAUUCUUGAUCAAAACAUAGUCAAUGAGGUGAGUUACGAGACACUAAGAGAAGUGGCAAACCUGGCAAGGAGAUGCUUAAGGGUUACAAGGGAGGAAAGACCUGCCAUGAAAGAAGUGUGGAUGGAACUGGAGGGCAUGAGGAUCACUACUGCAAAGCAUCCAUGGGAAAAGACUGGUUUCAGCACAGAAGACACUCGGCACUUGCUUGGAUCACCUUCACUUUCCUCUUUUAGAGGUGAUUGUGCUCCGAAUAGUGCAAAAAUCAGUGCAGCUAGUGUUUAUGAAAGUAUGAGAGUCGAAAUGUUAAUGGCAUAUGAUAACGGGCGAUAA
Messenger RNA from Argentina anserina (silverweed cinquefoil), 2495 nucleotides. RefSeq names its product wall-associated receptor kinase 2-like. The record is from RefSeq and is a predicted model, not a curated record. Gene Ontology annotation, biological process: cell surface receptor signaling pathway; protein phosphorylation. Gene Ontology annotation, cellular component: plasma membrane. Gene Ontology annotation, molecular function: ATP binding; protein serine/threonine kinase activity; calcium ion binding. Lineage: Eukaryota; Viridiplantae; Streptophyta; Magnoliopsida; Rosales; Rosaceae. Bases 204 to 2495 code for a protein of 763 amino acids. The transcript is spliced from 3 exons.